AUGUUGAUGUUUUUUUGUUGUUGUUGCUGUAACCGGCAGGUGAUGUGCCCUUCAGGCGGAAAGUACCAGCCCCGGAGCUCCCUCUACGUGGGCGGAGCCAGCCAGAAGGACUGGGGCGUCAUCACACGCCUCAGUAAGUGUGACGUGGCGCUGCAGGGAUUCGUGGACACGCUCUACCUUAGCGGCGUUGGCUUCACAUACAAGAUGGCCACGCUGCUGGAUAAAAAUGGACACAUCAAUACCUUGGGGUACAGCUUAGCGGGAGUCUGACAACCAGUCGGUGAGCGAGCUGAGCCUGCAGCCUGGCCCCACUUCUGAGGGCGUUUACGCAUGCGUGCUCAACCGGGACGGCAUCCUGUCUGUACUGCACGUCUUCCUCCUCUUCCGCUACGGCAGGGGCACCAAAGGAGCUGAAGAGUCCAGGGCCGAGUGGGUGGGCUUAAUCCUUGUGGUCCUCCUGCUCCUCCUGUGUUUCUGCCCCUGUCUCGUCUACUACUGCACCAAGAAAUUUGUCAACGAAAAGGUUCUGAGAAAACCAGCAGACGACGAUGAGAGCGAUGACAGCGACGAUAUCGGGGGAGAGAAAGGUGGUGACGAAACAGAGAAAGAUGACGACGAAACGGAAAAAGAUGACGAUGAAACUGAAAAAGAAGAAGAGGACGCCCCUCUUUUGUCCAGUCCAGCAGAGAGAAGUUCAAAAGACAGAGCGUCUCAGCCUGGAGAAAGAAUAAGGAAGAGUGCCAGAGAGUCUCACCACACGGAUACCACACCAACAGAGAGACAUUCAAAAGCCAGAUCAUCAUGGAAAGAUACCACACCAACAGAGAGACAUUCAAAAGCCAGAUCGUCAAGGAAAGAUACCACUCCAACAGAGAGACAUUCAAAAGCCAGAUGGUCACACGGUGGAGAAGCAGUAAGGAAAGAGUCUAAAUCAAAAAGGAGAAGUUCAAAAGGCAAAGCGUCGAAGUCUGGAGAAGGGCGGAGGAAGAGUUCUAGACAUUCUCGUCGUGGGACAGAAGAUUCGCUGGAGAUGAUAUGGGAAGGCACGGCGUCGCAGUUCAGUGAAGGAAUGAGAGAUGCUCGGCUGUCUCUGUCUGCGGCCAAUAAUGAGUACACACAAGAAAGAGGCAGCGGAUCAGGGGUCCUGUAUGAUGAAGGAGGGCGUUUCUAUAAGCCAUCCCCACUUGAGUCGCUCUCGGAAGUACACAGUUUCAUGGCUCGGGCGCUCGACGACGACCAGACGCCAGAAACUAGGUCGACAAGCCUCUCAUCACGACAAACGUCAUCCAACAGACAAUCAAGUGAGAGUUUUGCCCAGCAGAUUAAGAUAUCAGUACCGCCAGGGACCAAAAGCAGCAGCAAUAAGAAAUCCGAGACGUCUGACGGCUGUGAUCCUUGUAUUUCCGCUACGCUUUGCCAGGAUGUAGCGGAGCGAGAGCACGCACAGUGCGCUGACAGCACAUUACCACCCAUUGACCUGUUUAGUAACACUUGCUUCACUAACAGCUUGAUACGAUCCAUGAGACAGGCACAAUGUACCAGUAAUAAUAAUAUUAACAACGGGGAGCCAGAGCAGAACGCUGGAAAUUUUGACAGCAACAAAGGCUCGACCACUCAAACUAUCAAUAGCAAAUCGUCUUCCAAGGCAGACUACGCCGUGACUGAUGCCCUCUCCUCGCGAUUCCUGUAUUAUUCAGAACCAUCACCUCCAGCAAGCACGUGUUCAGACGACUUCAUCGCCAUAGCGAAUAGACAGACUAGCAACAAUGUCUAUGAAGCAUCCGGUAAAGUUACAGAGUCCCCCCCAAGCUGCACGGAUCAAUGGAGUGUGCUACCCGACAUCCAAAAGCACCAUGGGAUUACUACAGCUAAGCGGCAGUCCUGUGCGUAUGCCUAUAAAAUCCGCUCCUCGAAAUGUUGCAUUCGUAUCGAAAUAGACGAGCUACAGACAUGCCAAGGUUAUCAAGGGAAAAUAGAGAAAGAGCUGUCGGACGACUGGCGGCCGGUGAGUCAGUGGAACAGGUGUCCCAGGUUUUUGGUGUCCACCCUAGCACCAUUCAUCACCUUCGGAACCGAUUACAAGCGACGGCGACCACGGCAGAUCGACCAAGAAGCGAAGACCAAGGAUUACAACUCCGGCCCAUGA
Molecule: messenger RNA, 2146 nt
Organism: Aplysia californica (California sea hare)
Lineage: Eukaryota; Metazoa; Mollusca; Gastropoda; Aplysiida; Aplysiidae
Source: RefSeq, a predicted model, not a curated record